GUACAGGCAGUGUUAAAAAAAGAAUUGGAAAGUCUUGAAUACGCCAGAGUGAGCAAUGCAAAAAGUGGCCGAGCCUGCUUAGCGUUUCUCAUCGGCAUCCCUUGGAAAGAGCGAGGUGCUUUGGGCUGGUCCAGGUCCCACUCUGAUGGGUGUUGUUUAUUCAGCGGUUGGAGUGGCACGCGUCCGGCGUACGCGUUGGAACAACAAUUGAAGCUGAAGGUGAAUGCGAGUUGUAAGUGGAGGCGUGGUCAGGACAGCGUGUGGGGGAAGUGUGUGUGCACGUCUCUGUGUGUGUAUUGAAAAACCCACAACUGGCGACACAGAACACUCAUUCCAGAUUGGGGAGUGUGCAAGGCAAGAGUCGGUGCGAUUGCCCUUAGAAAAACAACCCAAGUGCACACAUUAAGGCACACGCGAGCGCCACGAGCUUGACGCACUGUCUUCACGCGCUCUGGGAAAAAAGAAAGGGGGACUACGAGAUUCUCUCUCUCCCUCCCUCUCCCUGCCUCUCUCUCUCUCUCUCUCCCGUGCACACACUAGCAUUUCGAUUUCUACCCAUAGCUACUGCCAAUGGAUGUCACUGCCAAGAUGGAAAUCAACGCCAGCCAGCCGCAGUUCAUGCCGCCAGCUUGCUUUUUCGCCGCUGCUGCCCAGAAUGUGCAGUUGAGUCCUACUGACAGCCAGUGUAGCAGUAGCAGUAGCAUCAGCAGCAACGGUGGGGUCAAGUCCGCCUCCAAGCAAAUCAAGAGACAGCGCUCGUCUUCUCCGGAGCUUCUGCGUUGUAAAAGACGGCUCAACUUUGCUGGCUUCGGGUACAGCCUUCCACAACAACAGCCGGCUGCGGUGGCAAGACGUAACGAGAGGGAAAGAAACCGAGUGAAGUUGGUUAACAUGGGUUUCGCCACACUCCGGGAGCACGUUCCCAACGGCGCUGCAAACAAGAAGAUGAGUAAAGUGGAGACGUUGCGAUCGGCCGUGGAGUACAUCAGGGCUCUGCAACAGCUUCUGGACGAGCACGAUGCAGUCAGUGCGGCUUUUCAGUCCGGAGUCCUCUCUCCAACGAUCUCUCAGAGCUACUCGAACGAUAUGAACUCUAUGGCAGGCUCACCUGUCUCCUCCUAUUCAUCAGACGAAGGGUCUUAUGAUCCUUUGAGUCCGGAAGAGCAGGAGCUGCUGGACUUCACCAACUGGUUUUGAAACUGUGCGGCAGGUCGUAAAACACUAACCCCCAUGGGAAGAUUUACCCCCGGUCAACCUGGAAAACAAAACAAACUGAAAAAAGAGGGGCAUCGCUGUACUAAGAACUUUGAAGCAAUGUAUUUGCACUCCAGUUGUCCACUGGAAGAAAGGGACUUACAAGGGCCAGCUUUCGUGCCCAAAAAUGUGCCAAGGGUCGUCCUGCAGAGCAGAAAGAGUUUGCCUUUUAUCGAGGACUUUCGGCAGAGACUGGGCGCAUCUUCUUUUAUGAAAGCACUCGCCUUAAAGAGAAAUCUUCUACUCUUAAUCUUUGGCAAAGACUGAAGAAGAAAGAAACAUUUGAAAUAUUUUUGUCCAAACUAUGCUAAACCCAAUCAAAGAACGUUACGCCAUCUUUCGUAAACUUGUCAUGUUUUCUAAUUCUAAAACGCUUCCAAUCUUUCAUAAGUUUUAUUAUAAGAAAUUCUAUUUGUAUGCUAAUCUUGUUUUUGGAAUAUAUUAAGCUAUUUUUGUACAUAAGAGAGACAGAGAAAUUUAUAGACAUUUUGUAUAAAUGCUUUUAAUCUGUGUAUAUCCUGAUGAUACUUUAAAAUGUGUACUGCUUAUUACCUCCUUGUAUUUAGACAUGUAGUCUACUUUACUUUCGCAAAUGGCAUUU
Messenger RNA from Erpetoichthys calabaricus (reedfish), 1855 nucleotides. It is a transcript of the gene ascl1a, whose product is annotated as achaete-scute family bHLH transcription factor 1a. The transcript is spliced from 2 exons. Gene Ontology annotation, cellular component: RNA polymerase II transcription regulator complex. Gene Ontology annotation, biological process: sensory organ development; regulation of neurogenesis; positive regulation of transcription by RNA polymerase II. Lineage: Eukaryota; Metazoa; Chordata; Cladistia; Polypteriformes; Polypteridae. Gene Ontology annotation, molecular function: DNA-binding transcription factor activity, RNA polymerase II-specific; RNA polymerase II transcription regulatory region sequence-specific DNA binding; protein dimerization activity. The record is from RefSeq and is a predicted model, not a curated record. Bases 571 to 1197 code for a protein of 208 amino acids.